CGUCAACUCGUUAACUCUUUCCUCACAGUUGGUUGAGCGCCCCUCUAACGGGCUCAAGAUAUACAUCACCAGCAAGCCCUCGUCAUUAAUAAGGACGUAAAAGUUAGGAAAUCCGAGUUAGAUGGCCACUUUGAUAGCAUCUUUCUGCCAGUCUUAGAACAUUGUUGCACUCAAGUCGCGAACCUCAAGUACGACGUUCUUUUUUGCGUUACACAAAAAUUACACCUCGCAGACUUGUCACGUGCAAUAUCAGGCCCCCUCCUCUGGCAUCACGCAGGUGCUACUGUUCUGCGAACUACAGUAAGAUACCCUUUCACGGCUGAUAGUGCAUGGUGCCUCAAUGAGCCAUUUUCUGUAAGAAUAAGAUUAAAACAACAGCAACAGGCACAAUGCUAAACAAACAGAUUCAUCUUGCACAUAAUAAGUACGGAGUCAAAAGACAAUCGCCGACAAAAUGCCACUAUCAACAUACAUCUUCGACGCACCUGCUCACGCUCACCUUACCCCUUACCUUGCCGCCCUCCACGGUACCUGCAUCACACAUGAUCACCUGAUAGAUGUCUUUCUCCCGCCCCUCAACAACGACAAGCUUCUGGCCUGGUGGAAGUCCAAGAUCGCCGACACCAACCUCGUCAUCAUCCUCCUCCUGAAUGAAUCGGAGCCCGGAACUCGUGCAAGGGGACACGAGCUCGUCGGUGCCGCCCUCCUGCGCAUCCCUGAGGCCCAGACGAGCCCGUUCCGCGCCAUCGUGGACAAUAUCCUCGUCCUCCCGCGCUUUCGUAGACAAGGGGGCGCCAGGACGUUGAUCCAAGCCUUGCAGUCGCAGGCUCUUUGUAUGAGCAGGCCCAUGCUGACGGCAGGUACAGAGGCUGGAAGCGUGGGCGAGCAAGUCCUCAAGCAUUUCGGCUUCAAGGAGGUCGGCAGGAUACCCAAUUAUGCCAUCAGCCCCGCAGAUCAUACCAAGAGGGAUCAGACAAUUCUUUGCAAGGAUCUGCUUACGUCUUGACCGCAAAUCCGAUGUGAGGGCUUGUACGGAGUAGGGAAGAGUUCAUGGUGACGUGCUCGGAGCGGCCCUAGCUUAAAAAGUACCAGACUGGAUCUCAUGCAUCGUUAACCUGUUGAUAGCCACUGUGUUUACCCACGUCCCACUGACUACGGCAGUGGUCUAUCCAUGCAGAGCCACCUGUCGCGCCUGUGAAGCCUCCCGAUGCAUACUAAUGCAGAACCAAUAUGUGUUAGGUCGGAAAAAGAAAAACUCUCAUGAGUGGCGCAAGGAUGUGGGCCAAAAUUUUCGUGACAUGUCAGAGCCAAUUCAAGUCCUCAAAACCACGUGUCACUGCCUGCGAUGGAUGAUUGUUUGUUAUGAAAGAGCCGACAUCGUUGCUUUAGGAAGCUAUUUGGGCCAUUUCUGAAGAUAUACAAUGCUUGAGGUUGCAGCCAGACAAUGGUGUAGGCGAAAAUUAUAGUCGUCUGCUGGGCCGAUCGACAUUCCCCGAAUACGAGACAAGCAAACUAGCCCCCAAAUUUAGCCAUGCGCGCCAAGAACUUACCAGCUACGACGACAGCCAGAGAAAAAAAGUUGCACCUCAAAAUGGGGCUUCAGGGUGCGGCGGCCCUUGAUGCAGGAGAAAAAGGAAACGAAACCAAUGCCUACUCGUCAUCGUCGAGUUCCUCCACCUGCGGCGCGGUAUAGCCUCUUCUCUCGACCGG
Molecule: messenger RNA, 1710 nt
Organism: Pyricularia oryzae 70-15
Lineage: Eukaryota; Fungi; Ascomycota; Sordariomycetes; Magnaporthales; Pyriculariaceae
Exons: 2
Coding region: 455-1006 (183 amino acids)
Molecular function (GO): acyltransferase activity, transferring groups other than amino-acyl groups
Source: RefSeq, a predicted model, not a curated record